AUCUGACCAGUGCCAUCCACAGAGUGAGACGAUCAAACAACCUAAAGCUCUUCAAACAAGAUGAAGACAUUCAGAGUUGCAGUUGUUGUGGCCGUCAUAUUCACGUUUAUUUGUAUCCAGGAGAGCUCUGCUGUGCCAGUCACUGAGCUUCCAGAGGUGGAAGAGGCAAUAAGUAAUGACGAUCCAGCUGCUGAACAUGAGGAGACUUCAGUGGAGUCAUGGAUGAUGCCGUACAACAACAGACAGAAGCGUUCCUUUAAAUGUAAAGUGUGCUGCGGCUGCUGCCGGCCUGGUGUCUGUGGACUGUGCUGCAGAUUCUGAAGAUUCCUGCUUCAAUAAACCAUAAAUAUU
Molecule: messenger RNA, 351 nt
Organism: Labrus mixtus (cuckoo wrasse)
Lineage: Eukaryota; Metazoa; Chordata; Actinopteri; Labriformes; Labridae
Product: hepcidin-like
Exons: 3
Coding region: 61-321 (86 amino acids)
Biological process (GO): defense response to bacterium; intracellular iron ion homeostasis
Cellular component (GO): extracellular region
Source: RefSeq, a predicted model, not a curated record